Aspergillus aculeatus ATCC 16872 is the source of this 1140-nucleotide messenger RNA. RefSeq names its product alpha/beta fold hydrolase. The record is from RefSeq and is a predicted model, not a curated record. The coding region runs from base 320 to 1102 and encodes 260 amino acids. Lineage: Eukaryota; Fungi; Ascomycota; Eurotiomycetes; Eurotiales; Aspergillaceae. The transcript is spliced from 2 exons.
UCUGACUACUGUCGGAUAAAGUACUGUCUUGGGUAGGAUCUAGCUUGUUCUUAGCAAGCAGGAAUACCUGCGUAGCCGAUAAACCCCGCAUUUCUGACGUACUUCUGCCUAAGUUAACGUCACAGCUGCUGAUGUAAGAGUGACUUUAAAUAUCGUUACCUUCAGCACUCUUGUUAAAUCCUGGUUUAUGCGGCACCCCCUUGCAUCUUUCCCUUCACUUCCUCAAAGUAGACAAAAACAAACUCUCUGAAAACCCGCCCAUACAAACCCACCCCCCAUUCCUAAUCCACCACCUCUCUUUCACCACCAACAACAAACCAUGCCCUACACACCUCCACCUCAAACAAUUCCCCUUCCGCAAACCUUUCAUCACAACACCACCACCCACAGCCACACCAUCCACUGGACCACCCUCGGCGACCCCUGCCGACCCCCCCUACAAAUCGCCCUAGACGCCGACCUAUCCGACCAAACCGCCGUCUUUGCCGCGCUGUACUCCCACUGGUCCGAGACCUGGCCGGCCGUCUACCAAAAACGCGCGCAUGUGAUCGCCUACGACCACGGGGGGUUGAUGACUCUGCGCGCGCACCUGCUGCAUGGACUUCAAUAUGCAAGUCUGUGUUUGAUCAAUGUGGUGGCGCUGGGGCCGUUCGGGCAGCCUCUCUUCAAGCUGGUGGCUGAGAACCAGGCGGUGUCUGAAGCGUUGACUGGGCCGGUGUUUGAGGGGGUGGUGGAGGCGAAUAUUCGGGAUGCGGCGUUUACUGAACUAAGCGAAGAGAGGAUGGAGAUGUUGAAGGAGCCGUGGGUGCGAAUGGGAGAGGAAGGGCGGAAGGGGUUUGUGAGGCAGAUGAUGCAGGCGAAUUUUCGGAUUACGGAGGCGGUGGAGGGACGGUAUGGUGAGGUUGGCGCCAACGUGCCUGUGUUGGUGGUUUGGGGGGUGGAGGAUCGGUGGAUUCCCGUCGAGACGGCGGAGAGGUUGAAGGAGAGGUUGAAUGCCCGGGAGCUGGUGUUGAUUGAGGGGGCGGGCCAUUUGGUGAUGUAUGAUCAGCCGGGGAGGUUGGGGGUGGAGCUGGGGUUGUGGUUGAACGAGGUGCGGGGGUAGCACUUGUUUUGCUUCUGGGGGUCUGGAUCUGGGCCGAG